GUGAUAGCACCAGUCAGGGCAGCAAGAUGACGAGCCUGUUCAGGCGAAGCAGCAGUAAUGGAGGCUCCAGGGGAGGUGAAGGAGGAGGGGGAGGUGGCGGUGGUUCUACCCCAGGAGAGCUCAACAACAGCCGGCCUAACCGACAGGUGCGGCGCCUGGAGUUCAACCAGGCAAUGGAGGACUUCAAGAUCAUGUUCCCCACCAUGGAUUACGAGGUCAUCGAGUGCGUCCUGCGCUCCAACAACGGGGCGGUGGACGCCACCAUCGACCAGCUCCUCCAGAUGAGCAUCGACGGAGACGGAUCGGAUGACAGCUCUGACUCCGAUGACAGCAUCCCACCAGAGGUCAGUCAGUGCAGGGUCAAGGCUUCUACAUGCUUUGGUUCGGCUAGACGAACCGAACGAGUGUGCUCGCAUACUCCCUUAAAAGACCUUCGCUUGAAAAAGUAGAAAAAAGCGGCAAUAUUUUGUCCAUCUUGAGACGCCAAGUGAAGACCCUUGCCAGCUGGUCAGCUCAUGCUCUGAGUACGCCUCCUGAUAUUCCGUCUGGCCCCGCGGCCUUGCGAAUGUUAACCUGUUUAAAGGUCUUACUCACAUCGGCUAUGGAGAGGGAGAUCACACAGUCGUCUGGAACAGCUGGUGCUCUUAUGCAUGGUGCGCUUAUCAAUGUUGCUUGCCUCAAAGUGAGCAUAGAAGGCAUUUACCUUGUCUGUUAGGCUUGCGUCGCUGGGCAGCUCGCGGCUGGGUUUCCCAUUAUAAUCUGUGAUAGUUUGCAAGCCCUGCCACAUCCGUCGAGCAUCAGAGCCAGCAUAGUAAGAUUCAAUCUUAGUCCUGUAUUGACGCUUUGCCUGUUUAAUAGCUUGUCGUAGGUCGUAGUGGGAUUUCUUAUAAGUGUCUGGAUUAGUGUCCCGCUCCUUGAAAGCAGCAGCUCUAGCCUUUACUCAGUGCAGAUUUUGACUGUAAUCCAUGGGUUGUAGUUGGGGUAUGUACGUACGGUCACUGUGGGGACGACGUCGUCGAUGCUGUUAUUAAUGAAGCCGGUGACUGAUGUGGUAAACUCCUCAAUGUUAUCGGAUGAAUCACGGAACACAUCUAAUCUGUGCUAGCGAAACAGUCCUGGAGCAUAACAUCCGCUUCAUCAGACCACUUCCAUAGUGGUACUGGUACUUCCUGUUUGAGUUUUUGCUUGUAAGCAGGAAGCAGAAGGAUAGAGUUAUGGUCUGAUUUGCCAAAGGGAAGGCAAGGGAGGGGCUUGUAUGCGUUUCUGUUUGUGCAAUAAAGAUGAUCUAGAGUUUUGUCACCUCUAGUUGCACAGGUGACAUGCUGGUAAAAAGUUGGUUAAACAGAUUUCAGUUUCCCUGCAUUAAAAUCACCGGCCAUGAGAAACGCCGCCUCUGAAUGUGCAUUUUCUUGUUUGCUUAUGGCCCUAUACAGCUCGUUGAGUGCGGUUUCGGUUUGUGGUGGUAAAUAGACAGCUACAAAAAAUAUAGAUGAGAGCUCUCUUGGUAAAUAGUAUGGUCUGCAGCGUAUCAUGAGGUAUUCUAACUCAGACAAGCAAACCUCAAGACUUCCUUAACAUUAGAGAUCGCGCACCAGCUGUUGUCAAUGAAGAGACACCCCCAUCCUCCCUUCGUCUUACCCAAGUUUGCAGUCUGGUCUUGAUGAUACAUAGAAAAACCAGCGAGAUGUAUAUCCAUGUCCUCGUUCAGCCACGACGCUGAGAAACAUAGGGUAUUACAGUUUUUCAGGUUGAUAGGAUAGUCUCGAAUGGAGCUCAUCCAGUUUGUUUUCCUGUGAUUUCACGUUCGCCAAUAGAACAGAGGGCAAUGGCGGUCUAUUUGCGCGCCGACUUAGUCACGUCAGGGAUCUGGGUCGCCUGCCUCUCUUUCGCCGCAGCUUCCUCUUUCGAGUCCUGGGAAUUAGGGUCUGGUCCGGAGUAAGCAGAACGUAGAAAUGUUUGUCCAAAUCGAGGUUAGUGAUCGUUGUUCUGACGUCCAGAAGCUGCUUCCUUCAUAGGAAAUGAUGGUGAAGACAUUAUAUACAAAAGUUAGGAUCAUCGUAAAAAACACACAAAAUUGCAGAAUUGGUCAGGAGUAUGUAAGACUGCUGCUAUCCACUGCAGCGCCAUCAUGUUGGACAUAAAAUACUGUAAAAUCACCAGGAAAUCUGCUCAAAGUAGGGUUGGGCGGUACCUAGAUUUUCAUACUGUCAUACCCUUUCUGUACCAUACCGAGGUAUACGGUAUUACCGGAAGUGCACACAAAAGGCGCUAUUUCUUAAAGAAAAUAAAUUCGGGCAACAUGGAUCUCGAUCCAGGAGGGGAUUGAUUGUCUCUGCUGUAACCAAGAAGCUUGAUCUUGCCACUUAGCUAACAAGUUAGCAAACCAAAUGCAUAGCUGAAGCCCUGAUCUGGAUAUCAUUUAUUUGACACAUCUAAGAUAGUUAUAGUUAGUUAUAAGCAGUGGCAUCGCAUGCACCGAUGGUAUGUCUAAACAGCCCGGUAUAUACGGUAUAUCGCCCAAGCUUAGUUCAAAGUUAAUUUUAUUUACGAAAUAUGUUCCCAAGUAUUCCCACGCAUAAAUAGAGAGCCAUAUGUGAUCGUAUCCCAAUGUAUUCAAGGUUUGAAAUGAUUCUGUUUUUGUCAAAUACUAUAUCGGUUUGGGAAUCAGUUUGCAGUGUACAAAUUAUUUAGAACUAUGUUCCGACCCUCCACUCAAGGAAAAAUCGGCCCAUGGCUGAUUGUAAUUGGGGACCCCCGCGUCACAUCCUCUGCUGGCCUACAUUUACAUUUACGUCAUUUAGCAGAUGCUCUUAUCCAGAGCGACUUACAGUUAGUGAGUGCAUACAUGUUUUCAUACUGGCCCCCCGUGGGAAACGAACCCACAACCCUGGCGUUGCAAGCGCCAUGCUCUACCACCUGAGCUACACGGGGCCUACUGCCUCACUCUCUCCCCUCCUGUUCUUGUUGUAGUCUAGGUAUUAAUCAAUAAUGCAUUGUGUACCACUACCACACACAAAAAAGAAGAAAGUAACUGCAACCUAUGUUGUCCCUCUAGAAUAUGUAGUUGAAGUCGGAAGUUUACAUACACCUUAGCCAAAUACAUUUAAACUCAGUUUUUCGCAAUUCCUGACAUUUAAUCCUAGUAAAAAUUCCCUGUUUUAGGUCAGUCAGGAUCAACACUUUAUUUGAAGAAUGUGAAAUGUCAGCAUAAUAGUAGAGAGUGAUUAAUUUCAGCUUUUAUUUCUUUCAUCACAUUCCCAGUGGGUCAGAAGCGUUACAUACACUCAAUUAGUAUUUGGUAGCAUUUUUCCACAACUUUGGAAGUAUUCUUGGGGUCAUUGUCCAUUUGGAAGACCCAUUUGCGACCAAGCUUUAACUUCCUGACUGACGUCUUGAGAUGUUGCUUCAAUAUAUCCACAUAAUUUUCCUUCUUCAUGAUGCCAUCUAUUUUGUGAAGUGCACCAGUCCCUCCUGCAGCAAAGCACCCCCACAGCAUGAUGCUGCCACCCCCGUGCUUCACGGUUGGGAUGGUGUUCUUCGGCUUGCAAGCCUUCCCCCUUUUCCUCCAAACAUAACGAUGGUCAUUAUGGCCAAACAGUUCUAUUUUUGUUUCAUCAGGCCAGAGGACAUUUCUCCAAAAAGUACUAUCUUUGUCCCCAUGUGCAGUUGUAAACCGUAGUCUAGCUUUUUUAUGGUGGUUUUGGAGCAGUGGCUUCUUCCUUGCUGAGCGGCCUUUCAGGUUAUGUCGAUAUAGGACUCGUUUUACUGUGGAUAUAGAUACUGUUGUACCUGUUUCCUCCAGCAUCUUCACAAGGUCCUUUGCUGUUGUUCUGGGAUUGAUUUGCACUUUUCGCACCAAAGUACGUUCAUCUCUAGGAGACAGAACGGGUCUCCUUCCUGAACGGUAUGACGGCUGCGUGGUCCCAUGGUGUUUAUACUUGCGUACUAUUGUUUGUACAGAUGAACGUGGUACCUUCAGGCAUUUGGAAAUUGCUCCCAAGGAUGAACCAGACUUGUGGAGGUCUACAAAAUUUUUUCUGAGGUUUUGGCUGAUUUCUUUUGAUUUUCCCUUGAUGUCAAGCAAAGAGGCACUGAGUUUGAAGGUAGGCCUUGAAAUACAUCCACAGGUACACCUCCAAUUGACUCAAAUGAUGUCAAUUAGCCUAUCAGAAGCUUCUAAAGCCAUGACAUCAUUUUCUGGAAUUUUCCAAGCUGUUUAAAGGCACAGUCAACUUAGUGUAUGUAAACUUCUGUAGGCUUCUUCCUUGCUGAGCGGCCUUUCAGGUUAUGUCAAUAUAGGAUAUAGAUACUUUUGUACCUGUUUCCUGGAAUUGUGAUACAGUGAAUUAUAAGUGAAAUAAUCUGUCUGUAAACAAUUUUUGGAAAAAUGACUUGUGUCAUGCACAAUGUAGAUGUCCUAACCGACUUGCCAAAACUAUAGUUUGUAAACAAGACAUUUGUGGAGUGGUUGAAAAACAAGUUUUAAUGACUCCAACCUAAGUGUAUGUAAACUUCCGACUUCAAUUGUAUAUAGUAAAGGCAGCAGUAAUGCCUAAAAGUAGUGCUGUUUUGUGUGCUCCAGUUACCUUAUCAGACAGUAACCCAACCAGUUUCUCUCUUAAAACUGAAAUUAUUAAUCUUACUGACAUGACUGAUUUCAUUGGGUAAAUGUGUAUUAAUGUUAUUGAUCAGGGCCAUACUCUCUCUUGGUCUCCUCCAUUCCCUGGGCCAGAUUCUUGAGCGGACAUUAGAACCGUACAGUUCCGACGAGGAACCUCCCCCCGUCUACUCCCCGCCCACUUAUGACAUGCACAUCUACGACAGAAAGUACCCAGAGGACCCACCCACUCCUCCACCCAGGUAAAUUGUCAUACUGUCACAGGAGGCUAGUGGGAAGAGCUAUAGGAGGACAGGCUCUUUGUAAUGUCUGGAAUGGAGUCAAACACGUUGUUUGACGUGUUUGGUACCAUUCCAUUUAUUCCGUUCCAGACAUUACCAUGACCCCUUCCUCCUAUAUGUCCUCCCACCAGCCUCCUCUGUCCUAUACUAUACAGUUCAACAGAUCUACACAAUGCCCAGAGAAGAGUUUAACCUAUCAGUCGUCUGUCUAUGGUAAUACUUUAAUCCUGUAUAGAAUAUGGGCAUCUCGAACAUGCACACUGAUUACUUUAUGAAAGGGAGGAAGGAAGGAUUCAUGUUUUAAAAAUCCCAACAGGAGCUUUUGUGCACAUGCAACCCCCUAGCCUGUACUCUUUAAAGCCCAGAGGAACAGAGGAAGUGGUCCUAUGGGACCCUGGAAUUUACAUGCUCAGGGGCCUGUGGAAAUCACAGCCGACCACAUGCUGUUAUAGUUAGUCAAGGCUCCACCUGGUGGCCAUUUUAAGAACUGUGCAAUUCUGUCUCCAGCUGGUGUGUGUGCGUGCGUGCAUGUUUGUGUAAUUGGUGCUUGUGUAUCACUGGACCAGUUAAUAACAAUCCUCCAUGUAAAUGAAUUUGCAUCAAGCCUCCGUGUCAAUGAUUUAUGAUUCAUGACAAUGUCCACAUUUGUUCUGCUUCACGCCACCAGCUGAGAGAUUCACAGUAAUUUACUUCUUGGACUGUACAAAGUGGUGUGUUAAAUGUGGUGACUGCUGCUCAAAGGGGAUUUUAUUGUAAAGACAAACAUACAUUAUUAUUUGUGUUUUCAUGCAUUGCUUACUUUUCACAGCAUCAAUACACAAUGUGUGAUGUGUACAUUUAGUUUUAUUCUAGUAUGACAUGGCAUAUGAAUCUCUAUCUAGUCUGAUCCUAACCUUUGACCCUUGUCUGACCUAGGUUCGAGGCCCAGCCACCUCCAGGUCACCGGCAGGUCCGCAGCUACAGGAACUGGAAUCCGCCGUUGCUUGGCAACCUGCCAGAUGAUUUCCUGCGGAUCCUGCCACAGCAACUGGACAAUAUACAGGUACACAGUGGAUGUGAAGAAAACCACACACACACAAAAAAAUACAUUAGCAGUAUGACAUCAUCAUUAACAGCAGGGUGACAUCCUGCUUACAGAAAUCAAUAGCAACUAAAUUCAACCUCUCUUUCUCCAUCUCUCCUCCUCUAGGGCUCACAGAGCAGUCUGUCCCAGCCUUCCUCCAUCGCCCAGCGGACAGCCCAGGGAGGUGUCUCCAGGCCAGCGGCUGGUGGAGCCCUAGGGGCCCCUGGAGGGCCAGGCGGUGCCGGGGGCGUGGCGGGGGCAGGCACGGAGCAGGAGCGUAAACUGAAACAGUACCUGGAUGAUGAACGCAUCGCUCUGUUCCUCCAGAACGAGGAGUUCAUGAGGGAGCUGCAGCGCAACCGCGAGUUCCUCGUCGCCCUGGAGAGAGGUGUGUGUCAUGCACAGAUAGGCAUACAUGGUCACCUGCAUGAUAUACUUUUAACACACUGAAUACAUGUUCAGGACACAGUAGGCUAGUACAGUAGUCAAGUUUAUGCUUUCUACGGAGCAAGUCCGCUACUGUUGAAAAUGCUCUUGGGCGGCAGGUAGCUUAGUGGUUAAGAGCGUUGUGCCAGUAACUGAAAGGUCGCUGGUUCUAAUCCCCGAGCCGACUAGGUGAAAAAUCUGUCGAUAUGCCCUUGAGCAAGGCACUUAACCCUAAUUGCUCCUGUAAGUCGCUCUGGAUAAGAGCGUCUGCUAAAUGACUAAAAUGUUAUGCUAGUUGCAAAGUCCCUUGUCUAUAUCAUGAUGUUUCAUCCUAGUUGAAAUUUGGGAACCAUGUCCCACUUUCAUAAAGGUUUCUUAAUAAUAAUGUACAUUAGAUGCUGCUAUGUGUCCCAUAUUGCGUCAUAACAUCCAGCUCUCUCUGUUUUAGAUCGCUUGAAGUAUGAAUCAAAGAAAUCCAAGUCCAAUCAUUCAUCCGCUUACAUGGAGAAUUCCACAGCA
Coregonus sp. 'balchen' is the source of this 6907-nucleotide messenger RNA. NCBI's taxonomy places the organism in Eukaryota, Metazoa, Chordata, Actinopteri, Salmoniformes, Salmonidae. The record is from the annotation of a GenBank genome assembly.